Messenger RNA from Drosophila pseudoobscura, 2714 nucleotides. Its product is annotated as nascent polypeptide-associated complex subunit alpha, muscle-specific form. Gene Ontology annotation, biological process: isocitrate metabolic process; tricarboxylic acid cycle. Lineage: Eukaryota; Metazoa; Arthropoda; Insecta; Diptera; Drosophilidae. The transcript has a single exon. The coding region runs from base 144 to 2654 and encodes 836 amino acids. The record is from RefSeq and is a predicted model, not a curated record. Gene Ontology annotation, cellular component: mitochondrion. Gene Ontology annotation, molecular function: magnesium ion binding; isocitrate dehydrogenase (NAD+) activity; NAD binding.
AUUUCAAGGAACGCGACGACUUUUCCGUCUCUGUGAAAAUCUUUUAUACUCCCAUAACUUGGGAAUUGAAAGCGUCUUUUUUUAUAGAACAUUUCUCUCUCUCUCUCUCGGCCUCUGGUUGGAUCUAAAUUUCCCACUGAAGGAUGUCAACGCGUCAUCUGUGGUUCGGGGCCCGCCUUUGCGGUCGUUCCACGGCCCACUUGCUGCGUCCGAGACCGCAACAGGUGAUUGUGGCAGCCAUGAGCUCCUCGAAGGAAUGGAGACCUGAUGCCGAUAUCAAGCACAGCCUGCCAAGUAAAAGUAAGCGAAGAUCGAAGAGAACUGCGGCCACGGCGAGUGAAGAUCCGGCCAAAGAUCAGCCGCCGCCUGGAAGAAAGAUCCGCAAGAAGAUUCAUCGGACGACGCUCGGGCCGCCCACGAGAAACCUCACGAGCUUGCCGAGCUCUGGGUUUUUGGCGCCACUUCCCAGCCAUUUUGGUGGACUGAUUGCAUAUUUCUCGAACCAUUCGGGAGGAGAUGGAGACGUUCCUCCUCCUUCUGAUGCUCCACCGACGGGACCAAGAAGAGGGUCCAUUGCAAGGGGAUUUCCAGUGACUCCGGGCGUACGAGCGGAGGCUCGGCCGCCGAAAGCCCCACGAUUUUCCCCCUCUGGACUGCCGUCUGUGCCAUCGAUUGAGCCGGAAGCACCUCGAGAGGCGCCUGCCACCGAAAUAUCAGAGGAGUCUCCGCCUAACCCUGAGAGGACUCAACCUGAAGCACCAGCAGAACAGUCUACAGCAGAUCCGGAGGCGGGAGAUGCCCCCCAGCCUUCCGAAGCCCCAUCCAGCCCAUCCGGAGAUCCUCCUACUACGGAAACCGCCGCAAAGCCAUCUGCAGACCCGCCUACAUUGAACCUCUACGGGCUGGAAGUGGAUAUAUAUCCAGAUCUAAGACCUGCCUCGGAGGAGUCGCCGACAGUCGACUCUCCAGGAGGGGAAUCCCCGAGAAAAGGAGCUCCAGAUACUCCAAAAGCCAAAGGAGAAAACCCAAAACCGCCGCUUUUCUCGGGAGUGAAGCCACCCCCCAAAGGAACACGAACGUACUGUUCACCGCCGAAAAAACCAAAGGGUCCCUUUUCUGCACCCGAACCAACCCCAAAAGGUCCUUUAUUCCCGCCCAAGAGAGCUAAAGCUGCGCCAACGGAAAAGCCUGCUUCGAAGGCGAAGGGCGCAUGCACUCCUGCACCUGCUGCUCCGAAAAAGGAGGCCAAGGCGGCUCCGCAAACGUGCUCCAAGCCAGCAGCCGCUGGAAGCCCCGAAGAGCCAAAAGGCACUGGAGGUCCGGGAAAGCCACCAGCUGCUGGGGGUCCUGCCAAGCCACCAGCCCCAGGAAGUCCUGGAAAGCCACCAGCCGCAGGAGGUCCUGCAAAGCCACCAGCCGCAGGAGGUCCUGCAAAGCCACCAGCCACCGGAGGUCCUGCAAAACCACCAGCCGCCGGAGGUCCUGCAAAGCCACCAGCCACCGGAGGUCCUGGAAAACCACCAGCCACCGGAGGUCCGGGCAAACCACCAGCCACCGGAGGAUCAGGGAAGAACGAAGGCGCCGGCGCCGGCGGCACAAAGGCACCUCCUCCCCCAACGGGAAAGGGCUCGAAGGGGCCACGCCUCAUCACGCUGAUGCCUGGCGAUGGCAUUGGCCCGGAGAUCUCUAUGGCCGUCCUCGAAGUGCUCGAUGCGAUGAAGGCGCCGCUGAUCUUCGAGCCCGUGGACGUGACGCCGGUGAUGAAUAGCAACGGCCAGACGACGAUACCCGACGCGGUGAUUGAGAGCAUGAACCGCACGAAGGUGGGGCUCAAGGGACCCCUGAUGACGCCCGUGGGGACGGGCUUCCGCUCCCUGAACCUGACCCUGAGGCAGCUGUUCAAUCUGUACGCGAACAUCCGGCCGUGCAAGUCGCUGCCGGGUGUGGAGACGGUGUACGGCGACGUGGAUGUGGUGACCAUUCGGGAGAACACCGAGGGUGAGUACUCCGGCCUGGAGCACACCCUCGUCAACGGGGUGGUGCAGAGCAUCAAGCUGAUCACGCGGAGCGCCUCCAUGCGGGUCGCCGAGUACUGCUUCAAGUAUGCAAUCGAGAUGAAGCGGAAGCAGAUCACGGCCGUGCACGAAAUCAACAGCAUGCGGAUGUCGGACGGACUGUUCAUCCGCUGCAUGCGGGACACGGCCAAGAAGUACGAGAAGGAAAUGACAGCAGCGGGCGUCAAGUACGAGGAGGUGACCCUCAAGACGGUCUGCCUGAAGAUUGUCGAGGACCCCAAGCGGUUCGAUGUCCUCAUCCUGCCGAAUCUCUACGGCGACAUCAUCUCCGACACCUGUGCGGGCCUCAUCGGGGGCCUGGGCCUGACGCCGUCCGGCAAUAUUGGCACCUCUGGGGCAAUCUUUGAGUCUGUCCACGGCACGGCACCGGACAUUGCCGGCAAGGAUCUGGCCAAUCCGACGGCCCUUCUGCUGUCGACGGUGAUGCUGCUGCACUACGUGGAUCUGCCCACGUAUGCGGACGCCAUCGAGAAGGCGAUCGUGAAGACCGUCAAGGACGACAACGUGCGGACCAUCGAUCUGGGCGGCAAUGCCAAGUGCUCGGAGUACACCCAAGCGUUGAUUAAGAAUCUCAAGUGAUCCUGCAGAUCCUUCCAGGUUUUAACAAAUUUUAAUUAAAAUUAUUGAAUGAAACGCAGA